This is a messenger RNA of Seminavis robusta, 1409 nucleotides long. NCBI's taxonomy places the organism in Eukaryota, Bacillariophyta, Bacillariophyceae, Naviculales, Naviculaceae. The record is from the annotation of a GenBank genome assembly.
GGAUGAUCUUGCAUGCAAGCCUUCAGCAUCAGAUCAAAUGGACCACUCAUUGCAAAGAUCAGGGCUAGGUGUUCUACAAGAAUUUUAACAUGACGCUGCGAGCAACGGCAUUUGAUUACGAAAGGAAUGGCGGUGAGAUUGAGUCUGAAGACGAGUGCGUUCACCCUGAUUUCUGUCUUUUGAAGAACAACAGACUCCUAUAUAUGCAUAGUCAUGUCCAACAGGAUAAUAUGGUGAAGGACUGGAAACCUGUACAAAUCUUGUGUAGCAACGAAGACGAGCACAAAGAUUCGACGGAGCCUUGCCAACUUUCAGAGAGGGAAGAGGGUUAUCUCGGUCAGAAUCAGCCAACUUCCAGCCUUCUGGCUAAACAGAAUGACUCUAAGGAUGCCGAACCAAGCCGGCUUAAUAGGGAAGAUGACCCUGCAUUAUCAGACUUUGCAAGCCCCGUGCAGCGGCCUGCAGAAUCCCAGCCAACUGAAGAAAAGGAGAAUGCCUCGAAGGAAAGCAACUUUGCUCCAGGAGAUCACGUUUACCAAUGGCGCAAAUUCCUUGGAAUCCCCUUUGCAUUUCAGCAUCAUGGUGUUGUGAUGGACGUGAAAUAUGUUAAAGGAGAGCAAGGAGCGGUUGAAGAAACACUCACGAUUCUGGACUAUACAAAGCAACCGGGCUCAGGAUUCCUUACAUCGGCUCCUGCUUCCACCGGUACGAGCACAUCGUAUCAGGGGUCAACCUCGAGCGUCUCGUCGUGCUGCGACAUCAAAAAGUGUGAGAAUACGUCCCAACAAGACCGUGGAACAGCGCGAGUCAUUACAACCGAGGCAAAGGGUUGGCACAAAGUUGUUUACAGUGACAGCGUCAUCAGUGCAAUUUGGAAACGGAGUGGCACAUACACCGUUGUUGCGAGCGAUCCACCUGACGUGGUGAUGAAACGAGUGAACUUUCUCCUGGGCCGCAAGGAAGAUGGGACGAUGGAAGGAGAUCCAGUUGAGUUACCCAAUUUUAACGAAGUUUUUUCCAACUGUGAGUGCCUGGCGGUUUGGUGCAAGACUGGAGUGUGGUCAACAAUGCAGGCUGCCUCUUUCUGUGUCCAAAGUUCUGUGAGUGGAGUUCCCCAGACAGCUUCCUUGGUGGGGACUGUAGCUGGCUCAAAGGUAAUAGUGGCGAGUACCGUCCCUGCGAAGGGGCUACUAGGUUGGUUUGGAGCAACCACCACAACUACAACGGCGGUCCCAUUGGUAUCGAUUCACCCCUGGAUCAUUCCUGCAAUGAUUGGCUUUGGAGCCGUGAACAUAGGAGGCCCUCUGGCCUUUCUUUUGAUUGCCAAAGCAAAGUGGAAUUCGACCACUACAUUGCUGAAUCAGGCCUUUGAAGGAGAAAUGGGUGCAUCGCAGGAAAACGAAAUCUGA